Prunus persica (peach) is the source of this 507-nucleotide messenger RNA. RefSeq lists its product as uncharacterized. Bases 1 to 507 code for a protein of 168 amino acids. The record is from RefSeq and is a predicted model, not a curated record. The transcript has a single exon. Gene Ontology annotation, biological process: DNA integration. Lineage: Eukaryota; Viridiplantae; Streptophyta; Magnoliopsida; Rosales; Rosaceae. Gene Ontology annotation, molecular function: nucleic acid binding.
AUGGGUGGAGGCCGAAGCUCUAGCAACUAUAUCGGCAGCCAGAAUGGAAGACUUCGUGUGGACCCACAUCUGCUGCAGAUUGGCAUCCCCUACGUAAUCAUCACCGAUAACGACAUGCAAUUUGAUUCGGAGCUCUUCAGAGAGUUCUGUGCAUGCCUCAAAGUCAAUUUGUUCUUUGCCUCGCCAGCUCACCGCCAAUCAAACAGCCAAGUCGAAGCAAUAAACAAAAUCAUUAAGAAACUGUUGAAACGGCAGCUCGACAAAGCCAAGGGAGCUUGGUUGGAGAAGCUUCCAGAUGCACUAUGGGCCAUUUGGACAUUCUACCAAACGUCCACUGAAAAAACCCCAUUUUCUCUCUCAUUCAGUUCGAAAGUCGUUGUCCCCUUGGAGAUUUGCGAGACUUCUUACCGAAUGGAAAGCUUUGCUCCGAAGAUGAACGAGGAAGCACUCGCAUUGAGCCUCGACUUGAUUGAAUUGGGGAUUGGGUCAUGCUCAAUGUAUCUUUAG